Rattus norvegicus (Norway rat) is the source of this 3033-nucleotide messenger RNA. The record is from RefSeq and is a predicted model, not a curated record. NCBI's taxonomy places the organism in Eukaryota, Metazoa, Chordata, Mammalia, Rodentia, Muridae.
CGAGGCGCGGGCGGCCGAGUGCGGGGCCGAGACCCGGGGCCGCGCGGCGGGAGGGCGCCGCGGACGGGGUGGGUGUGCGGUGCUGGCGUCCCGGACGGCGGCGCGGGGACCGUAUCCCAGCGCACUGGGGAUGAGCAGGGCGCGGAGUCGACGGCGCUCUGCGAGCCGAAAGUUUCGCGCGUGGAGUUCGUCUGGCUGUGGGAGCGAGAGCGCGGGCCUCCCCGCGGGUGCGGGGCUGCGGCGCUCAGCCCAGAGCUGACCUGCACCUCGGGGUGCGGCCGCUGAACUCCGGGACCAGUCCCUAUCGACGCGCUACGAAUCCGCCACUCCGGUCCCUCUACCCUGGAGCUGUGAUUGGACAGUCCCUAGGCUGCUUCCCGUGGAGUCCUCAAGGUUACCCAGUGGUUGGGCGCUCACCCGAGCCUCAGUAGCUGCGUGAGGUCUGCCUCUCUUCCAUUGCAGGCCUCCUCUCUGGAGAGGCAGAGUCCUCGUGUGGCCUCCUGCCUUGUUCACAGCCUUUGUCCUCGGGAGCCCAGCUUGCAGACUACAGCAGUGGUGUCCAUGGGCUCUGCCGACCAUCAGUUUCACCUCACUGAGCUCCUGACACAGAACUACAGCCUCCAAGAAGGCUGUGCCGAGGCCCUGCAGGGUCCUGACAGGCCGGAGGAGGAGCUGGACAAGGACUUCAUCGACCAGAGCAGUGACAUGCCCCUGGAUGAGCUGCUCGCACUGUACGGGUACGAGUCGUCAGAGCCCAUCUCUGAGCAGGAGAGCGAGGGCGGUGACACGGCUCCACCCCUCCCAGACAUGACCUUGGACAAGGCUUGGCCUUUUGUGUUGGUAUUGGGUGUUGGUACAGCAGUUGCCAUACUUCGUUUACUGUCCUGUUCAAAGGAGCAGAUAGCCAAGGACUUGCUUUCUGGGGAAGAAGAGGAAGAAACACAGUCCUCCGCUGACGACCUCACCCCAUCUGUCACCUCCCAUGAGGCCUCGGACCUCUUUCAUAACCAGAGUGGGUCCCGGUUCUUGUCUGGUGACAACGGCCCAGGCUCCUCAGCCUCCUCCGACACCGAAGAGGACGCCCUUCCCGCCAACAAGUGCAAGAAGGAGAUCAUGGUAGGGCCUCAAUUCCAAGCUGACCUCAACAUCCUGCACUUGAACCGACAUUGUGACAAGAUCUAUGAAAAUGAAGACCAGCUGCUGUGGAGCCCCACCGUGCUCCCAGAGCGGGAGGUGGAGGAGUUCCUGUACAGGGCAGUGAAGCGGCGGUGGCAGGAGAUGGCUGGCCCCCAGAUCCCAGAGGGCGAGGUGGUGAAGGACAGUGAACAGGCGCUGUACGAGCUGGUGAAGUGUAAUUUCAAUGUGGAGGAGGCCCUGCGCAGGCUGAGGUUCAAUGUGAAGGUGAUCCGAGAUGGGCUGUGUGCCUGGAGCGAGGAGGAGUGCAGGAACUUUGAACAUGGCUUCCGUGUUCACGGGAAGAACUUCCAUCUGAUUCAGGCCAACAAGGUCCGCACGCGGUCAGUGGGCGAGUGUGUGGAGUAUUAUUACCUGUGGAAGAAGUCUGAGCGCUAUGACUACUUUGCCCAGCAGACGAGGCUGGGUCGGAGGAAGUUCGUCUCCUCCGGAACCACGGAUACUGAACAGGACCUGGAUGGUCUUGACCCUGAUGGCCAUGCCCGGCUGCAGUCUGAGACAAGGGUGCCCGUGGAGCCUCUGAGUGCGGACAUCGAAGCUGGUGGGCUUGAUCAGCCCGGAGUGGACUCGGAUGACCUCCCGUCCUCAGAGCCAGGACCGAGUCCCUUCCAGCAGCUGGAUGAACCCCCUGCCGUGCCCUCGCUCCAGCAGCCCACUAGCCUGGCCACCUCGGCUGAACUCCCACUGACUGAACUCCCACCGGCGGCUGCUGCUCCAGAGCCGGCCACCAGCCCCAGGCUGGCUGUGGACCUUGCCCUCCCUGAGGAGCUGCCCCUUGUGUCCAGCCCUGUGGCUCUGAAUGGCGACCCUGCAGAGCCCAUGGCUCCAGCACAGGUGGCCUUGUCGGUCACUGAAUUUGGACUCAUUGGCAUUGGGGAUGUGAAUCCCUUCCUAACUGGCCACCCAGCGUGCCCAGCCUCCACACUGCACGCAGAGCCCCUGUCACAGUGCAAUGUGAUGACCUGUUGACCGCUGGCCGUCUGUGGGUGUGUGUGCUCAGCAUGGGCGUGGCGGCACUGCCAGGCCUGCGAGUCAGUCUUCCUGACCCCUUCCCGUGCAGGCCUGUGUGGGACCUUCUCUGCGUCACAAAAUGAUGGGAUUCAGUGAAGUGGCCAGGGCCACACAGACCCCAGACCUCAGCACCCAGCACCACACUCCGCACCAUGGAGUCACGGAGCCAGCCACUGGCCCCUCAGCCGCAGAGGCUGGGCAGGCGGUGCUGCCUGGCUUUGGGCAGGACUCUUCCCGCACCAGCAGCCUCUGCCCAGGCACCCUCCACAGGCCAGCUCUUUGCCCACCACUGCGGGGUUGCCCCUCCAGCCUUGGCUCAGCGUGGGACUUUGGGGCACAGAGCCAUAUACCUCGCCCUGUGGCCGCCCUUCUCGGCCCUUUGCCGUCUCACUUCAGGAAAAGCCGCACUUUAUACCCCAACUGCCUCCUGCCUGCGCUCCCCACCCUGUGCCGUGGUGGGGCCUCAGCAACCCAGGCGAGUGAGGAGCAGAUCUGCUCCCUUCCUGCCCCUCUCCUCGGGCCGCUCUGGGCACCGCUCUGGAAGCACUACCCUGCCUCCCACCUGUCCUGCCUGCGGGUCUCGUUUCUUUGGAGGCUCCUGGCAGGUGGCUGGGUCCAUCUUGUCCUCGGCCUCCCUCAUUUUAUUUAUGUUGGUGUUUACAAUUUGGAGUGGGGUCCCUGGGCAGGCAGCUCCGCCCGGUGUUGGCAGAGCGGUGCUGUUUGAGCCUGUGCGGCUGGACUCGACUGUCCCUCGCCCCACCGAGGACACUGUGAUGUGAGACUGCCUUUGCCCAAUGCUAUUUUAUUUAUUAAACUUGAUUUGAAGCC